Molecule: messenger RNA, 1223 nt
Organism: Fomitopsis serialis
Lineage: Eukaryota; Fungi; Basidiomycota; Agaricomycetes; Polyporales; Fomitopsidaceae
Product: SGNH hydrolase-type esterase domain-containing protein
Exons: 5
Coding region: 1-957 (318 amino acids)
Source: RefSeq, a predicted model, not a curated record
AUGAUAGCUUGUUCAGUCAGCGCAUGUUCGGAAGGUGGUGGCGAUUCAAGCACAAACGAGAAUCAGGUGAAGACGUACAAUUGCGGGCCAUCACAGGAGGUUGUUCUGGUAGACGAAGACACUCCGACAGCGCGACCCGUCCCUGUCAAGAUUACCCUCACUCUGGUGGAUUGGGCAUCCGUGUUCGAACUGGAGAGUAUCGUCGUGGAUAAUGAAGACAGCGUUCAGGCUCUCCCCAAUGUUCCGAGUCGCUCAGUCAGAGUACUCGCCAUCGGGGACUCGAUCACGGCAGGCUACUCAGAUGGCUCACAGCCAAUCCCUCUGGGCUGCCUCAGCGCGUACGCACACAUCGCGAAGGGACAGAUCUACGCGAAAACGGGCAUCGAGAUCGAGCUCGAACUCGUAGCCUUCCCCGGUGUGACGCUCGUAGCGCCUACGCCAGAGGAAGCGGACGAGGGUGCCGGGCAGGGCAUGAUAGACCGGUUCUUCCAUACAUCUCAAUGGUCGGACGAACCUGCAGCACUAGACGAACAGCCCUCAAUCAUAGUGAUCGCCCUAGGUACGAACGACGACGCGCAAGAUGUGUCCCCCGACCAAUUCGUCUCAACCAUGCGUGCUUUCGUCGACCGCCUGUUGCAAGUGUAUCGCACAUCGGUCAAGCACAUAUGUGUCCUGCAUCCCUUCCCCGAUUUCACUGAAGACUCGGAUCCUGAAACGACAGAAAGCGCCGAACAGGUCCCUAUCACACGAGACCUGUCGUCGACUUUGGCUUCGUUGAGGUCCAAUGCCGGGCAAGGUGUCGAAUUUCACGAAUGGGACAUCGGAGGCGAUCUCAGGAGGGAGCACACCAUGGACGGACUACAUCCGACGAUUUCCGGGCAUCGUAUCCUUGGAGAUGCGCUCGCUCAGCAAUUGGCACAGCUCGUCAGCUUCGCAACGGCGUCGACAUACACUUAGGUUAGGGCCCAAAACAGCAGGAUUGCGGUACAUAUAAACGAGAUUCCGUUAAGAUUUGUCCAUCAUUAUAUCACUCUCCGUUUUCCAGUGUGGCGUACGUCUGCUGUGUCUCCACUGGAGAUGCAGUGGCUCUGUUAGGAGAAUUCGUACACUCAGUCUUUCAGCUGUGCGAGUCUGUCCCUGUGAUGGCCGUCUCCGAGGAGGACCUUCUUCUCUUACCACCAUAGAGCGUGCUUGUCACUGGCCCUGCGUGCGACUACAUCAUC